CCCAACUGAGAGUUUCUGUUUCGUUGUUUCCUGCGCAACCCCUCUCCCUCUAGCUCAUCAUGCCGCCCAAGGCAGCUCCCCCCAAGUCCAAGAAGGUCACCGAGGACAAGACCUUCGGUCUCAAGAACAAGAACAAGUCCAAGAAGGUCGGCAAGUAUGUCGAUGAGGUGAAGCGCCAGCAGUCAGGCCAGCAGGGUCCUCGCGUUGACCCGCUUGCCGCCCGUGCCGCCCGCAAGGAGGAGGAGGCCGCUCGUAAGGCCGAGCUGGCCCUGCUCUACCGCCCUGCCGCCACCGCGCAGAAGGUUACUCCCGGUGUCGACCCGAAGUCCAUCCUGUGUGAGUUCUUCAAGGCCGGCACCUGCCAGAAGGGCAACAAGUGCAAGUUCUCCCACGACAUCGCUGUCGAGCGCCGCAGCGAGAAGAUCGAUCUCUACAACGACCCGCGCAAGGAGGAGCAGUCCACCAUGGAGUCUUGGGAUCAGGCUACCCUGGAGGAGGUGGUCCAGAAGAAGCAGGCCGGCCAGAAGGUCGCCACCGACAUUAUCUGCAAGUACUUCCUUGAUGCGGUCGAGAAGUCCCAGUACGGUUGGUUCUGGGAGUGCCCGAAUGGCUCGACCUGCCACUACCGCCAUGCCCUGCCGCCGGGCUUCGUUCUGAAGAAGGACCGUGUCAAGGAGAAGGCCUCCACCGAGGAGUUCUCCCUGGAGGAUUGGAUCGAGACCGAGCGCGGGAAGCUGGACCACUCCAAGCUGACUCCGGUGACCAAGGAGAGCUUCGAGGCUUGGAAGAUCGCGCGCAUUGCGAAGCGCACCUCCGAGGAGAAGAAGUCUCGCGACCAGAAGGAGGCGUCCGUUCGGGCGGGCCGCAUGGCCGGUCUCUCCGGUCGCGAUCUCUUCUCCUUCCGCCCUGAUCUCUUCGUGGAUGAUGACGACGCCGCCGAUGAUGAUGUCUACGCCGAUCGUGCCUCCGACGAUGAGGGUGAGACUGAUGCCGCUCUGGCCAGCGCCGCUGACGCCCUGGCUGAUGUGGACCUUGGCGACCUGCCCUCCGACGAGGAGUAGACACCACGAGCUGGUGACACUGUUCUCCGUUCGCGGAUUUCCGUGGCCGUCUUGUGUAUUAUGGGUGUCUCUUUUUUUUUCUCCCCUCUUGUGUUUGUGUAUGUACUUGUGCAUGCUGGCCCCUUUUUCGUGUGGCGGCUGGUGUGCGCUUGUGGGCGCGCCACCCCAGUGGUGGGUCCUCGCGCCACACAUGC
Molecule: messenger RNA, 1255 nt
Organism: Fonticula alba
Lineage: Eukaryota; Rotosphaerida; Fonticulaceae
Exons: 7
Coding region: 60-1061 (333 amino acids)
Biological process (GO): cytoplasmic translation
Cellular component (GO): cytosol
Molecular function (GO): mRNA binding; metal ion binding
Source: RefSeq, a predicted model, not a curated record